Purpureocillium lilacinum is the source of this 687-nucleotide messenger RNA. RefSeq lists its product as uncharacterized. The record is from RefSeq and is a predicted model, not a curated record. NCBI's taxonomy places the organism in Eukaryota, Fungi, Ascomycota, Sordariomycetes, Hypocreales, Ophiocordycipitaceae.
AUGGCUCCCAAGCGGCCGCUCGAGGCUGCCGACUCAGAGUCUGCCUCCAAAAAGCCCAAGCGCGGUUUCAGAGUAGGGCCCGACAAUUUGCCAGAUGGGCCGUGGCGACGAAAAGUUACCAAAAUUAAGAAAGACCUCAUCCACAAGGCCAAGGUCAAGAAGGAGUAUGCAAAGAUCAAGUCGCAGGAGCCGCGGCAGAAGCCGCAAAGGAAACCCGUCAGGCAAGACGACUCAGAUGACGCCGCCGCGGACAGCCAUCGCGAUGAGGACGCCGGCGCGUUAAAGGACCGAAAGGCGGACCACGCUACAGAGGCAGCAGAUUCCGCUGCGGAGAAGAUGCACCCCACGCGCGAGCUCAUGCUUAAGGAUGAAGAGAAAGCACAGGCCGGCGCCGGCGCAGAACCCGAGGACGGGCAGGGUCCAAGCGACGGGAUGCGCCGCAGGACGAGGCGGCCGGGCUACUACGACAAGCAGCUGAGGAAGGCAGACGAGAAGCGCGCCGAAGCAGAGGAGCGCGCAAAGGAGGCCCAGCGUCGCCGCGAGGAGCGCGAGAGGAAGCUGGCGGAGCGGCAGCGUUUCAAGAAGGCCAUGGCUAAGACGCGAGGCAGGGACGGCAAGAAGAAACUCGGGCGGGAGAGCACGAUACUUCUCGACAAGGUGAAGAGGCUCGUUUCCGAGCAGCAGUGA